Molecule: messenger RNA, 4306 nt
Organism: Calidris pugnax (ruff)
Lineage: Eukaryota; Metazoa; Chordata; Aves; Charadriiformes; Scolopacidae
Gene: ILDR1
Product: immunoglobulin-like domain containing receptor 1
Exons: 8
Coding region: 67-1692 (541 amino acids)
Cellular component (GO): plasma membrane
Molecular function (GO): high-density lipoprotein particle receptor activity
Source: RefSeq, a predicted model, not a curated record
GGGCGCGGCGGGGUGGCCCGGCGCGGACGAUCCCGGUCGGGCGGAGGAGGAGGAGGAGGCAGCGCCAUGGCCCCGCGGGGGUGCUGCCGGUGGGCGCUGUUGCUGGCCUGCCUGCCGGCCGGUUGCCUCUCCCUGCUGGUGACGGUGCAGGAUCCUGAACGUUAUACCACCUUAUUUGCCAGUGUCAUCCUCAGGUGUGACUACAGCACCUCAGCACAGCUGCAAGACGUGGUUGUGACCUGGCGCUUCAAAUCCUUCUGCAAGGACCCCAUCUUUGACUACUACUCAGUCUCAUACCAGGCUGCUCUAGCUCUUGGCCAGGACCCAUCUGACGACUGCAAUGACAGCCAGCGAAAGGUACGCAUUGUCAUCCAGAAGUAUGGGCAGAAGGAGCCUGUCCUGGGGAUCGACUACCAGCAACGAAAGAUCACCAUUCAGAACCGGGCAGACCUUGUCAUCAGUGAGGUCAUGUGGUGGGACCAUGGUGUGUACUACUGCACUGUGGAAGCACCAGGAGAUACCUCAGGUGAUGCUGACAAAGAAGUUAAGCUGAUUGUGCUCCACUGGCUCACAGUACUCCUCAUCGUUCUCGGUGGCCUCCUUCUCCUUCUGCUGAUUGGAAUAUGCUGGUGCCAGUGCUGCCCCCAGUAUUGCUGCUGCCACAUCCCAUGUGUCUGCUGCCCAACCCGGUGCUGCUGUAACGAGGAAGUACUGAAACGGCAUCAGUUCAUGAAGCAGGCUCAGGCACUUGCACCUUGGAUGUCACCCAACAUGUUCUACGGAGGUGCCGACAGGAACUCGCAACUUUCCUCUUACCAGCUGAACCCCCUACUGCAACAAGAUGUGUCUCUGCAGAACAGUCUUCCACUGGUGCAGCCACAAGCUCAGCUUUUCCCUAACAAGGGUGUUUUGGACUAUCUGGAGUCCGAAAUCCAAAACCUGAACAUGUCACAGCUCCGGCCACCCUCCCACCAGCGGCAGGCAGUGCAGCCCAGCUUGCUGUCCUCCCUGGGCUCUGAGAUCAUGCCACCUCCUCUCACUGAUCACGUCUCCUCCAUCCAUGGGAGCAGCAACUCCUCACGGCCACAGAGAGCUGCCCACACCCCCAGACCCUGGGACUCUGCAGCAGAGGACAGGAGGGAAAACCGGAGGUUGCCCUUGCCUUCCAAUGAGGAUUCUCAUUCCAGCUACAGUCGGGAGCCCUGGGACAGGCGGCGAGAGGACCAUCCUCAGAGGCAGAGGACAGGUGGCUACAAUGGCAGGCCGCAGCACUACAGGCGAGAUGUGUCACCCCCACGUCAGGCUGAGAGGGGCAAGAGCAGCAGCAGCAGCAGCAGUUUCUAUCCAGAGGAGGCCAAGGAGCGUUCCAGCCACCAUCGUGGCUGGAGACCGGAGCCCACAGGGAGGCCAGAGUACCAGCACUACACCAGGAGGAGCAAUAACUCCGGUCAGCGGCGCCACAGCUACUCUCCCCCUUCUCGUCGGGGGUCAUGGAGUUCCUCAGAAGAGCAAGUCCGUCUCCCAGCAACAAACCGCAGGCGGCGACACCGGUCUCGGGAGUGGCCAGAAGAUAAACCCCCCAGUUAUCGCUCAUUAGAAGUCAUCCCAGGUCAGGAGAAGAAGCACAAAAACCACGCAGGGCCACGCUCGGACAGAGGAAGUUCCCACAGUGGAAGAAGCAUAGUCAUUUAAUGCCACUACUGAAAGAACUAAGAUUCCCACCGGACUCCUAUUAGCUUUUCUACUAUGUAUGUUGGGAUGGCUGCUUUUGAUUGAACCGACAACCAGCAAAAAAACAGAUGAAGCUGCUUCCCUUUAGACUUGUAACUCUGAAGAAUCUAUGUCUAGUGGCCAUGAAAGCAAUACAUAACUCCUUUUUAUUCUUGUGGUCUGUUGAAGACAUUCAACAGAAACAGCAGAUUUUUUUUUUUAGUAAAUGAUGUAUUCCUAGUCUUUAAAGAGAGAUACCAGUUGUCUUUGUUAGUUGCCCUGGCACUGCAAGGAGCCCAGUCCAUAGAAUGCUGGUCCUUUGCACACCAGUUACUGAAGAAUGGCUCCGAUGAUCACAGAGUUGUAAAGUCACAGAACAGUAGAAUAAUCUGGGUUGGAGGAGGCCUCUGUAGGUCACCUAUUCCGGUCCCCUGGGAGCUUGGCAUAGGGAGGCACAGCAUCUCCUUUCUUAGGCCUUCUGUUGUGCUUCACAAUGUGUAAUGUUUGCUGCUUCUUCUUGGCUGCUCAGCAUAGUUGGGCAGUUGCUUCCUUUUGUUCCCAGUAAGCCUCUCUCCCAAAGAGAGGGAUCACAAUGUUGGAAGGAUAUUUGACUGCCUUAAUAAGAGCUCACUGGCACAUCUGCAAAUUGCCAGCUUAUGUACCAGCUUAUAUACUGACUGAAACAAACUGCCCUACUUUAAGCUUAGACCUUAGUGCCUUAAAAGAUACUUGUUCUAGCCUUUAACCCAGACUUGAAUUUAGUUGUAAACUUAAAGGGCUAAAUUUACCAAGGUUUGGCCAUCCUUACAGAGACUGUACAAGGCAUCACUACUCUCCCUUACACCAUGGACCAGAAUUUCUUUGAACUCUAGGAAGCGUGACUUUUGUGGAUAUAUCUUUCUUAAGCCAGGUACUCUUUUCCGUAGAUUUAAUUUCUGCCUUUUCUCUCUGUGCCAUGUAUCACAUACAUGGGGUGGGAUAAAGGGUUGUGAAGAAGUCACACAGUCACCGUUUUUACUUUUGUCCUUGAUCUUUACCCUGACAUUUAUACCACUCCUGCAUACGUGGUGCAUCUGAUCUGUAGCUAGAUUGCAGGGUUUUCUCAUCUUUUACCUUCCAAUUAGAACACAGAAUUUCUGUGUGCACUGAGACCACUUGUAAAGGAGAACAACUUGCCAUUUCUCCUUGAUGUGACUCAUCCACUGUUUUCAUUUAACAUGUGGUGGAAAACAAGAGGUUCACUGGGUGCUGGCUUCUUCCACGGAAAACUGGCUUGCCAAAGGCACUUCUUGGAUUCAAGAAACUCAAAGGAGCUUUUGGAGGACCAUGUGAAGUAUUUUGUAACCCAGAGGCACUAGAGAUUGGCCAGUAUCAAUGACUGUGCUGCCUAGCUUAUUUCCCAACCAGUGCCGCAUGGGACACUUGCUACUGUUUGUUUUUUAAUGUCCCAAUUACUGAUGUACUUAUGCUUUCCCUUUGAAGACUGACUUGAAGAGACUUUCACUUUGCCCACUUCCUUUUUUUCUUUCCUUUGGACAAUGAUGGGAAGCAUCACACUUGGAGCAAAUACUCCUAGCUGGAUAUCCAAUGCAGUUGCUGGUCAACCAAAGACUACUACAACAGAGUGCUCAUUUUCCCACAGUUUCUUGGCUGACAGUGCUUACUUUUAAUUCCUGUGUAUGGAGAUGAAGCAGGAGGACCCACUAGCUUCUCUGGUUGGCUUUGUUUCAGAACUAGAGGCCUACUUUUUGAAGACAGAGGGGCUGUUCACCACCAGUUGGUGGCUAGCACAAAACGAAGCUAGAAGAGCUAAAGAACCAACUUCAAAAUUUUAAUUCAAGAAAGGAAGGCUGUAUUAAGCAUAAUCCUUGUCUGCAUUAGACCCAGACUAUGAAUAUGUGAACUGACCCAUCUGAAAUAUCUGGGGAUUACAUCUGAAAUAUAGGGAAUUAAGUAUGUUCGCAGAAUUUGCAUAGCCAGCAUCACUCUUGAAUCUGGUUCUCAGUCACUGGCUGUGAAUAAUUUUUAUUCUUAUUUAAUGACAUGCUGAGGGUUUUAUGCACCCCCUCUUAUCUAGGAUAGGCUAGUAUGUUUUUAGUUAAGAGGAAUUUAUAGUGACUGCACUGAUGAAAAAUAAUAGGGGGCUCCUUCUUCCAAAACUAGCACCCUGGUUUGACUUUAGCAUUGUACCCUGGCAACAUACCCAGGGCUCUGCAGAUUCUCCCCGUGGAAGCUGAAUUAGUGGCUUGGAAUUUGACUCUCUCCUUAUGCUUCCAGUAGGUCCAUAAAUCAUGCAGGACAACUUCGUCUUCCUGUCAUCUCAACCCAGCCCAAAUGUUCAGGUUUCAGGGAAAGGCUACCCCUUUCUCCAUCAAGACCAGAAGCUAUUGAGACAUCACUUGAGAUCCUAAAACAAGUGAGACAUCACUUGAGAUCCCAAAAAAGUAGCAUGGGAAAGAGUUCACUUACCUUCACAUUCAAGUGUCUAUAAGCCAACACAUGUCCAGCAAGUUUGCCCAUGAGCAAGAACCCCUUCGCACAAUUCACACAAGAAAACCUAGAUGGCUUUGUUUAACAGUAGCAGCUGUUGAAGCUU